AUGGCUUCAGGAACGUUUGCUUCCCUGCGCAGGCUGUCCCUGGCGUUUGUCGCGGGGCUCUUGGCCUUGUCUCUGCUUGCCGCCGCAGAUAUCGUUUCUGGCGACACUCACAGCGACAUCUCCGUCGCCGGUCUCUCCGCCCCGCAGAUUGAGGAACAGUUGCAGGAAUGCCCUCUUGUCCAAGCGUUGAACGAGCACAAGCUCGUGACGAAGCCGCCGACCACAAGUCUCGCGUCGCGCAUUUUCGCCGUUCUCUUCCCUGGUAGCCCGGCCGUCAAUGCGAUUCUGGCGACUAUAUACAUAUCCGGUCCUCCAAAUUUCCUUCUGGCACUGUGCCCGCCCAACAUUGACCCGUCAUCGCUGUCGGUGAUGGUCGCGUUCGCCGUCGGAGGACUGCUCGGAGACACCCUGUUCCACUUACUACCGGAGAUCUUCCUCGGAGAGGACUCGCCCGAACGUGCUCGUUUCGUGCUCGUCGACCCGAACAAGAACCUCCUCCUGGGUCUGGGUAUCAUGGCGGGCUUCCUCACCUUUGUCGCCAUGGACAAGACGCUGCGGAUUGCGACCGGAGGCGAUGGAGGACAUGACCAUAGCCAUGGCCAUGCGCAUGCUCACGAGAGCGAGGCUACCGCCGCCGCCGUCGCCGCCACGGGCGCCGACACCAAGGGUGAUGGGGAACUGAAGCAGCGCAAGACCAAGUCCGGCGCAGAUAAGCCCAAGGACAACGACGAGAAGGAAAUCAACCCGAGCGUAAAGCUCGGCGGAUACCUCAACCUCAUCGCUGAUUUCACUCACAACAUUACGGACGGGUUGGCGCUGUCCUCUUCUUUCUACGCAUCUCCGACGAUCGGCGCCACGACGACCGUCGCAGUUUUCUUCCACGAGAUCCCGCACGAAGUGGGCGACUUUGCGCUUCUGGUGCAGUCAGGAUUUUCGAAGCGCAAGGCCAUGGGGGCGCAAUUCGUCACCGCGAUCGGAGCGUUUCUGGGAACAUUUAUCGGGAUCGCCGUGCAGGAAUUCGGCGGCAGUGGAAGCGACUCCGGCGCUUCUGCGCAAUAUUCAGCGGGCUUGCUGGGUACAGGUCUGAGCUGGGGGGACAUGCUUCUCCCCUUCACGGCGGGGACAUUCCUUUACGUCGGCACCGUGGCGGUCAUCCCCGAGUUGCUGGAAACCGGCAAAGAUAAGACUGCUGAGGUCAAGAAGACGCUGGUGCAGUUUGUGGCCAUGGCUGUUGGCGCGGGGAUCAUGCUGGGGAUCUCCUGGUCAUGA
This is a messenger RNA of Rasamsonia emersonii CBS 393.64, 1269 nucleotides long. Its product is annotated as ZIP Zinc transporter. Gene Ontology annotation, molecular function: zinc ion transmembrane transporter activity. The coding region runs from base 1 to 1269 and encodes 422 amino acids. The transcript has 4 exons. Gene Ontology annotation, biological process: zinc ion transmembrane transport; intracellular zinc ion homeostasis. NCBI's taxonomy places the organism in Eukaryota, Fungi, Ascomycota, Eurotiomycetes, Eurotiales, Trichocomaceae. Gene Ontology annotation, cellular component: membrane. The record is from RefSeq and is a predicted model, not a curated record.